AUGUUAUUCUACAUUUCAAAUUUUCUUCUCCUCAUUUCCUUAUGUUAUUCCGUACUACAAUUACAAGUACAAAAACAUGAUCCAGAUUGUGAUUAUAAUAUUACACAAUUGAUUCAAAGUAAAGGUUAUCCAUGUGAAGAACAUAAAGUAAUUACAAAUGAUGGCUAUAUUCUUGGUGUUUUUCGUAUUCCAUACGGUCGAAAAUCAUCAGCAAAAGGACGACCUGUUCUUCUUCAACAUGGUCUUCUCGAUGCAGCAGUAACAUGGGUAAUGAAUUUUCCAGAUCAAAGCCUUGGUUUUAUGCUUGCUGAUGCUGGUUAUGAUGUUUGGCUUGGUAAUGUUCGUGGAAAUUAUUAUUCACGUGCACAUGUUAAAUACAAUCCUGAUCGUGAUAUAGAAUUUUGGGACUUUAGUUGGGAUGAUAUGGCAAGAGAUGAUCUUCCAUCAAUGAUUAAUUAUAUACUGAAUGUAACAAAAUAUACACAAAUUGGUUAUGUUGGUCAUUCACAGGGUACAAUGAUUGCAUUUGCAGAAUUUGGUCGUCCUGAUAGUCUUGUUCAAAAUAAUGUUAGUUUCUAUGCAGCUCUAGCACCUGUUGCUCAUCUAUCACAUACAAAAUCACCAUUAAGAUAUUUAUUUAAUAUUCCAGAAGAUCCUGAAUAUAUUUGGCAUUUAUUAUUUGGUUAUAAAGAAUUUCUUCCAUCAUCAAAUAUGAUCAAAUGGCUUGCAAAAUAUGCAUGUGGCAGUGUUAUAUUUGACCCAUUAAUUUGUGAAAAUAUUCUGUUUGUUAUAUGUGGUCCAGAUAAAAAAAAUAUGAAUAAUACACGAAUGGAAGUUUAUGUAUCUCAUGAACCUGAUGGAACAUCUGUAAAGAAUAUGAUUCAUUUUGCACAAUUGUUUCUUUCUAAACAAUUUCAAGCAUAUGAUUAUGGUUCACCAGAAAAGAAUCAAUUACAUUACAAUCAAACAACUCCACCGAUAUAUGCAAUUCGUCCAAUGAAGAUUCCAACAGCAAUAUUUUGGUCACGUGAAGAUUGGCUUGCUGAUCCGGAUGAUGUUGCUUUUAUUUUUGAUAAUAUUGAAAAUUUAGUUUAUGAGAAAUAUAUCUUAGAUUAUAAUCAUCUUGAUUUCGUAUGGGCUAUAACAGCAAAUAAAAUUAUCUACAAGGAUUUAAUUAAUCAAAUGCAAAAAAGUCUUCCACAAAUACAACAACCUGAUCCAGAUUGUAAUUACAAUAUUACACAAAUAAUUCAAAGUAAAGGUUAUCCAUGUGAAGAACAUAAAGUAAUUACAAAUGAUGGCUAUAUUCUUGGUGUUUUUCGUAUUCCAUACGGUCGAAAAUCAUCAGCAAAAGGACGACCUGUUCUUCUUCAACAUGGUCUUCUUGAUUCAGCUACAACAUGGGUAAUGAAUUUUCCAGAUCAAAGUCUUGGCUAUAUUCUUGCUGAUGCUGGUUAUGAUGUUUGGCUUGGUAAUAUGCGUGGAAAUUAUUAUUCACGUGCACAUGUUAAAUACAAUCCUGAUCAUGAUGAAGAAUUUUGGGAUUUUAGUUGGGAUGAAAUGGCAAAAGAUGAUCUUCCAUCAAUGAUUAAUUAUAUACUAAAUGUAACAAAAUAUACACAAAUUGGUUAUAUUGGUCAUUCACAAGGUACAAUGAUUGCUUUUGCAGAAUUCGGUCGUCCUGAUAGUGUUAUUCGAAAUAAUGUUAGUUUCUAUGGAUCAUUAGCUCCAGUUGCUCAUGUAGGGCAUAUAGAAUCUCCAUUAAAAUAUUUAUCAUCUGCAACUAUAGUUAAAGACCUAGAACUUUACUGGCAUUUGUUAUUUGGUCGUAAUGAAUUUCUUCCUUCAUCUUAUAUAAUAAAAUGGCUUGGAACAUUUGCAUGUGGAGAAGUUAUAAUUGAUCGAGUUGUUUGUGAAAAUAUUUUCUUUAUUCUGUUUGGGCCCGAAAAGAAAAAUUUAAAUGAAACACGAAUUCCAGUCUAUGCAUCACAUGAACCUGAUGGAACAUCUGUAAAGAAUAUGAUUCAUUUUGCACAAGGAGUGCAAUCAAAUACAUUCCAAGCAUAUGAUUAUGGUUCACCAGAAAAGAAUCAAUUACAUUACAAUCAAACAACACCACCACAAUAUUCUAUUCGAUCAAUGAAAGUACCUACAGCAAUCUUUUCAGGUGGUGAAGACUGGCUUGCUGAUCCAUCAGAUGUUAGUUAUAUUUUAGACAAUAUUCAAAGUCUUGUGUAUAAAAAAUACAUUCCAGAUUAUAAUCAUAUAGAUUUUAUUUGGGCGUUAACAGCAAAUAAACUUGUUUAUGUUGAUUUACUUAAUGUAAUGAAAAAAUAUCAUCCACCUAAUUAA
Messenger RNA from Rotaria sp. Silwood1, 2352 nucleotides. NCBI's taxonomy places the organism in Eukaryota, Metazoa, Rotifera, Eurotatoria, Philodinida, Philodinidae. The record is from the annotation of a GenBank genome assembly.